CAAAAAUGAUGCGAAGCCCGAAGAUCCGAAAGAUCCUCCUUGCUUCCUCUUUCGGGCGGUCAAAUGGGUAUCUCCGUUCGGCAAAAGGCUCUUGACAGGUCUCCUUUAUCUAGCUAGGUAUUCCAGUUGUUCUCAUAAUAACAAGUUGAGAAGUGAUUGAUUGACUCCUACUAUCACAUAAUGUGUUCCAAAUCCAAGGUCAACGAUGCCCUCCAGGGAGUAACCGGCAGCAGCGGUAGCGUCGUCCCGUCCAUUGCCGCCCACCAAGUCAAAGCAAAUCGAGAUGCCUACUUUUUGGUUGAUGUACGAGAAGCCUCCGAGAUUUCCGAAACGCCCUUUCCCGAUGCGAAUGCGGCGAUUCCCAUGGGCGCCAUUUGUCACGAUCCCUUCGAUCUAGUGGCACUCGCCGGCACAGACAAGACCAUUGUCACGGUGUGCAACACGGGUGUCCGAGCCCAAAUUGCGGCAGAACACUUGCCAACGUCCUCUGCCAAAGUCCUGCAACGGGGAUUGGUCGGUUGGGGCAACCCCGCGGCAUUGUCCCCCGAUUUUGUGGUCGUCUUGGGAUUGGGCGAUUCUCCCGAAAAAUUGUCCUUAGCACUGGCGGCGGCCGCGGCGGCGGUGGACAUGCAUUCCACCGUCGUGGUCGUAUUGAUGAGCGACGGCGUGCAUUGGUUUUUGAAACCCGACUCUGAAAAGGCUAAAUCCGUCGACACUCCCAAUGUCGAAACGGUGGAAUUCGGAGCUCCCUUUAAACCCUGCAAGGCCAUGCUGCAGAAAAUUUUAUCCAAAGGUGGCAUUAUUUUGGCUUGUACCAGUUGUAUCAAACAUCGACAAUACUCCUUCGAGACCGACAUGAUGGACUGUGUCAAUUCUUUGCAGAUGCCCGAUUUGGUUCGAAUGUUGGGAGAAGCCAAGGGAGGGACUCUGCAAUUCAUGUAAACACCACCACCACAGCACCAAAGAAGCAGAGCAUCCAUGGCUAGUUAAAGCGGAAGAUGAAGUGUUAUAGUAGUUUAGUUAGUAACUGAAUGUAUGUCAUCAUCAGCAGUCCCAUGUACCUAUGUGGUAGCUCUCGGUUGCUAUACUCUUCCGUCUAACAACUGUUUCAGUAUUAGUGCGGGUCGAC
Seminavis robusta is the source of this 1129-nucleotide messenger RNA. The record is from the annotation of a GenBank genome assembly. NCBI's taxonomy places the organism in Eukaryota, Bacillariophyta, Bacillariophyceae, Naviculales, Naviculaceae.